This is a messenger RNA of Lithohypha guttulata, 735 nucleotides long. RefSeq lists its product as uncharacterized. NCBI's taxonomy places the organism in Eukaryota, Fungi, Ascomycota, Eurotiomycetes, Chaetothyriales, Trichomeriaceae. Bases 1 to 735 code for a protein of 244 amino acids. The record is from RefSeq and is a predicted model, not a curated record. The transcript is spliced from 2 exons.
AUGAGUGUACCGAAAACCACCUUAGUGGUGCCCAAUGCCAAUACCUUCACUACACUGCCCGAACCCCGGAUCAAACGUAUGAACCCUUACCAACUUCGAGAAAUCAAUGGCGGCCACCAAGUCGGGAUCGGCUAUCCAUCAAACGACCCUCCAGGCUAUACAUCUGUGUAUGUCAACGUGCCGAUCAAGGUCUUACGAGCAGCUAUGCCAGCUCUCGAUUUGAUAAUCAAGCAGAAGGCUAUCUCGGAUACGACUAUUCGUGCUGUCGUUCUCCCUACGACGGAUUACCAGGCAAUUAGAGACAUAUUUGGACACCUCAAGGAUACGGUCACUACUGCUUGGCGGAAGCCAACACCAAUUGUUGAGUUCGCACCUCUAUCUGUGUAUGCACGAAACGCAGAAGCUGCAUGUGCGAUGGGCAUGACAGACAUAAGGGAAGACUAUCAGAAGAAGAUUAGCCGUCUGCUAAAGCCUGAUCUUUAUAAAACACGUCUCCAGAUUCCCAAGGAGGAGUUGGAAACUGUCUGUGUACACCCUGACAAGUCAUCGGCCUUGCGUAUAGCGGUGGUGUCGGCAAUCGCUCGAGCAAAUAUGGCUGAGCGACUCGGCAACGCCGAUGACGUCUGGACUGUCCGAAGACAGUAUCGGGAUUUCGACCAGGAAAUCGUGGCUGCCAUGGGACCCUGGGCUCUGAAGAUGAACCUGGGUGAAGACAUCAGGGUAGCUGGUGUCUAG